Molecule: messenger RNA, 1720 nt
Organism: Rhinopithecus roxellana (golden snub-nosed monkey)
Lineage: Eukaryota; Metazoa; Chordata; Mammalia; Primates; Cercopithecidae
Gene: GLI4
Product: GLI family zinc finger 4
Exons: 4
Coding region: 490-1617 (375 amino acids)
Biological process (GO): regulation of transcription by RNA polymerase II
Molecular function (GO): DNA-binding transcription factor activity; RNA polymerase II cis-regulatory region sequence-specific DNA binding
Source: RefSeq, a predicted model, not a curated record
GGGCGGCGGCGGUGGUGGCGGCGGCUCCUGGCGCCUGGGACCAGCCCAGUCCGAGCUCGUGCGCCGUCCUCCGCGGUGCAGCCCUGCCCAGCCGGGCCGUGCGGCCCCUGCAGCCGCCGCUCGCCGUGACCUUGGCCUCGGGCCAGGCCCGGGGAGCAGGGUGGGCUCCUGGGGGUCGCGGGGCAGCAGCGGACCGCCCCGCCCAGUGCCCCUGGUGAUCGCGGGUGUCCGUUCGCAGGGCGCCUUUCCCAAGCACCCGGUGACGGCCGCUCAUCCCCACUCUGCAGAUGGGAAACUGAGGCCCGGAGGUCCCGCCGCUCGGGAGCGUGGAGCCGCCGGACCCCAGCGCCGCACCGCCGGGCAGACGCUCUUUGUGCCGAGCUCCCGGCGAUCGGGUCCGCUCCCCCGGGGCUGGUAACAGAGGGGCAGAGGAUGCUUCCCCCGAGCCACUGGUCCCAGGUGUGACACCUUCAGCAGGUCUCAGGGAAGAUGGCAGCCCUAGGGGACGUUCAGAAGUCCCCUUCUGCCCCGUCCCCUGUCAGUCUCUCAUCACCGGGGACACCUGGAGCCCAGCACCACGAGCCUCAGCUUCACCUCCAUGGGCAUCAACAUGGCUCGCCGAGCUCCAGCCCUGAGGUGUCCCAGCCAUCUGACCUGGAUCUCCAGAACAUAGAGGAGGUGGAGGUCGGCAGAGACACCUUCUGGCCCGACUCCGAGCCCGAGCCCGAGCAGGCUCCACGCUCUCCCGGCUCUCAGGCCCCUGACGAGGGGGCGGGCGGGGCGCUGCGCAGCCUCCUGAGGAGCCGUCCCCGCAGGGCCCGGUGCGGCGCUGGCUUCGGGCCCGAGUCCAGCGCGGAGCGGCCGGCAGGCCAGCCUCCUGGGGCCGUUCCCUGCACCCAGCCGCGGGGCGCCUGGCGCGUGACGCUCGUGCCGCAAGCAGCGGCUGGGCCCGAGGGCGCUCCCGAGCGAGCCGCCGAGCUGGGAGUCAACUUCGGUCGGAGCCGGCAGGGCAGCGCGCGGGGGGCCAAGCCGCACAGGUGCGAGUCCUGCGGCAAGGGCUUCAAGUACAACUCGCUGCUGCUGAAGCACCAGCGCAUCCACACGGGCGAGAAGCCCUACGCCUGUCACGAGUGCGGCAAGCGCUUCCGCGGCUGGUCGGGCUUCAUCCAGCACCACCGCAUCCACACGGGCGAGAAGCCCUACGAGUGCGGCCAGUGCGGCCGCGCCUUCAGCCACAGCUCGCACUUCACGCAGCACCUGCGCAUCCACAACGGCGAGAAGCCCUACAAGUGCGGCGAGUGCGGCCAGGCCUUCAGCCAGAGCUCCAACCUGGUGCGCCACCAGCGGCUGCACACGGGCGAGAAGCCCUACGCCUGCAGCCAGUGCGGCAAGGCCUUCAUCUGGAGCUCCGUGCUCAUCGAGCACCAGCGCAUCCACACGGGCGAGAAGCCCUACGAGUGCGCCGACUGCGGCAAGGCCUUCCGCGGCCGCUCGCACUUCUUUCGGCACCUGCGGACCCACACAGGCGAGAAGCCCUUCGCGUGCGGCGCCUGCGGCAAGGCCUUCGGCCAGAGCUCCCAGCUCAUCCAGCACCAGCGGGUGCACUACCGCGAGUAGCCCGGCGGGGGCUCGGGGCGAGGCCUCCUGCCUGCGCCCACGGCGGGCAUUGCCCAGCACCGCAUGCCAUGUGUCCGGAAUAAAUGCUUUUUGAUUGUUCGAA